GAUUUCAUGGUGUCGACCUAGACUCUGCUUCUGUUUAUGAUUUGUACAUACCAUCACAUGUGAGUUUUGAAAUUGUAAUCGAUUCUUUAUCAACCACUCCUAAUUGUAGAUUUUAGGGAAUUUUCGACCCUGAAGAAUAUUACAUAAUCGGAUGUUUGUUAAUUUCAAUACUUUCAUGUUUAUUUUAGUUAACUGAAUGUUUUCAAGCACAUGCCAUUAUUCCUCUACCAGGUAAUUUAUUUUAACUUACCAUUUGUAGCAGAGGCAGGAACUUCGCGAAAUAUUGGAGGGAGGGGGGGGGGGAUCCUGUUCCAACAUAUGACCACCUUUUGUAGCUGGAAAUCUUAGUUCUUUAAACUGUUACCUUACAUGUCUGCAACAUAUAGCUUAAUUUAUAGCCUACCGAUGCAUUCAUGGUUGGAAAGGUAUUGCUACAACUUUGUUACACAGAUAUUCAGCUAUCAUUCAAGGGUUUUCAGAAAUCAUGGGGGUUGUUGCCCCACCCCACUAAUAUCCGGCGUCGCACUGCAUGAAUUGCUGCAUGGUAGUACACUUAUUGUGCUAUACUGAUACAAAUUUCCACUAUUUCUUAUCCAGAAUCAAACGGACGAGAGUUACUUCUUUGUUUCAAUAGUAAGUAGAAAAGAAUAGUUGUGAUUGUUUUAUAGUAUUCUUAUUUUCUAAUUAUAAUGUUUCUUCCUCUCUGUCUUUGUUUAUAGACGAAGGUGUUUACGUAAACAAUUCUGGUAGUUUAGUCAAACAUGCUGUGAUGCAGUGGGGCGAAACACCAUAUGCUGUUGGUAAGACAAUAUUAAUUGGCUAAAGUGAAUAUUAUACUUAGGCACAUUUCAGGCAUCGAAUUCUUCAUGUGCGCAAUGUGGUUAAAGGAUAUGUUAAAGUGCGACUAACCACAAAUAUAAUUUAUACCACAAAUAUUUGGGUCAUUCGAAGACGAAAUGUAAUAUAUCUUUACAAUAAAAAAUCCCAUCUUGAUCAACUUUUUCACUGCCAAAGUUUGCGGAUAUGAUGUCAUUAGGUGAAUUGCAAAUUAGUUUUCCUUUGUCAGGGUUCGUACAAAACUUGAAAGUCCUUGAAUGUCCUUGAAUUUGAAAACAAAAAUUCAAGGCCUUGAAUGUCCUUGAAUUUGUAAAGAAGUACUUGAAUGUCCUUGAAUUCUUCUUGCUUUAGUUUUUGGAUAUUUUCUGAAAUUGUUUGACAUUCAAGACGGACAUUUUGUUGAACUGAUUUUGCAUGUUCAUAUCUGACCUCAUUAUAAAGUUACGUUUUGAACAAUUCAACGUCAUAUUUUACUGAUUUCUAACGCCUUCUCUUCAGUAUUUAGUCCUUGAAUUUGCUGAUAUAUGGCCUUGAAUGUCCUUGGAAAGUCCUUGAAUUUGACUCUUCCUGACAUGUACGAACCCUGCUUUGUUUUUUGCAUCGAAAAUUCACCUAAUGACAUCAUAUCCGGAAACUUUGACAGUUAAAACGUUGAUCAAGAUGAGGUUUUUUACUAUAAAUGUAUAUUACAUUUCUUCUUAGAAUGACCCAAGUAUUACACAUACCAAAAACUAUAUUUGUGGUUAGUCGCAUUUUAACAUUUAUUUGCCUUAAAUAAUUCCGAGUACUUCGAAUUCAGAACCGCGUAGAUCGCGAGAAUUUAUACUACUGUAUGUCUAUGAUGUCACCCUGUCUCGUUUGGUUGAUUCGAAGUAAUUUUACUGCUGAUUUUUAAUUCGAUUGAAUGUUGUAAGGCGUAAAAAAACAUACAUGUGGUUCCGGUUCCCGACCGACCCUAUUUUUUUCUGCCGACCCUAUUAUUUUUUCAACGCGAUUGACUGUUGCGAACCUAUUUUCUCCGGGUGGUUGCGGGCUGCUGCCAAAAUGGCGUCUGUUGUCACACUAAUUAUUGAAAAAACCAUGAAAAAAUAUUCAAAAAAAAAUUAUUUCCAACCUACUGACCAUAAUUUUUUCGCGAUAUGAAACCGGAACCACAGGUAUUUUUUUUACGCCUAAUCGAAGCUAAUUCUGGAAGAGAAUAUAUUUUCGAUUAUUUAGAUUUUAGAAAUGUAUCAAACAGUAUAUGCCAAUAUAUAUUUUACAAUUCUUGAUCUCGAAAUUUUUAACAAUCCAGUGGAGACCACUGAAAUUGCGAGUUUAUAUAUUGACAUCACUUCAGAAAAAAAGCCUUUUCUAAUGUUCCGCUCCUUAUUUAGACGUGUCUGACUCUGUGCCCAAAAAACCUGACCCAUAUCUUUCUAUCGAGAUAUAUAAACGUUUGGGCUUUCCAUCUAAAAAGAUUACAUACGCCAGAAUAAGAAUCGUAUACGACUAAUCGUAACGUGUAGGCCUGCCUUAAAACUAACUUUGUACUUUGCCUCGUAGCUCAUGUUGGUACAGGCCAAGUAAUGGGUUGGGGUGAGAAAGCUAUUGAAGUUCGGUCAGUUCAAACAGGACAUUUAGACGGAGUUUUUAUGCAUAAAAGAGUACAAGCAUUCACAUUCCUUUGCGAAAGAAAUGAAAAGGUAAAUCUAUAUAACCAUAAAAGCAUCUUAUUACAAGUACAACCUCCUUUAGGUACGAAACCAUAGAUAUAGGAGAUCUAGAUUGCUGACGCAUACCUAGCGCAGGCGGGGCCUACAUGAUAAAUCCAAGAUGGCGGUACAAGAGGGCAGAAAGACUAUAGAUUCUAUUACGAAAAUCAGGGUUUUUUGCAGUUUUUGCCGUCGCAUUGUUUCGAAACUUAUUCGGUCAAGUUUUAUGGUAAAGAGAAACUUACCGCGAAGAUUUUGAGCAUAUAUAUGAUUGAAUUGGAUGAAAACUCGCAAAAUUAUCCAUCGAUAAAAGUUCGUGUGAAAUGGUCACUUGGUCAGUUCGAGCGUUUCAUUGCCAGAAAUACUGUGCUAUGUUAACAUCUAGCCUUGUAAAUGGUAUUUUACACUUGCAACAAACAUUGUGAAAGCUGCAGUAGAGAAAUAGCAUGAGAAAUAAUUGUGGUGGUCGUAUUCGCUCAGGUCAAGAAUGCCCAAGACUUGGAUUUUGGAAUCAUGAAAUGGACAUAUAUUGUAUUUAUACUGUCCAGUCAAGAUUGUUUAGUGUAUUUUGAAUGGAUUUAUGGUUUUACGUCUUUUAUAGAUAGGUAUCCGAUAGCUGAUAUUUUGGAGUAAAAACCAUGCUUAUGAGUCUAUGACAGUAACUAUAUUCUUUUUCAAUAUAAAAUUAUAAUUGUGUUAUUGUACCUGUCAUUUAGGUAACUGCCACAUUUUUUUUUGUAUUUUUCAGUAUGCAUAAUACUUAAGUGGAAUUGUAUUUUAUAAACAUUUGAACUGGCAUAUUAUAUUUUAAUUAUUGUAAAUAUGUGAUCUAGGGAAUAGGGGCCUUAAAUGGUAGCCAUGUGGUUUCUGUUAGGUCCCUAGCCAGCUAGCCCCAAUUCUUGUAAAUACUAAAUUUUCUUUGAUUUACUUUUUGGACAAAAUAAAUAAAUAGUGUGGCAAGUAAAAAAUAUUACUUAUUAUUAUUUAUGCAGACUAUACAGUAUGCAAGUGUAAAAUCAUAUUUCUUAGUUCAAACAAGUUUGAUGGAUAUAUAUAUAUUUGUUGAAAUGCAGUAUUGUAUAAUAUUUUAGAACAUAAGGAGUUGUUCAAUAAUAUAUAAGCACUUUUUUAACUGACCUGCCCCGAUUGUCAUCACUUGUCAUCAUCUGCUCCAUCCCCAUAAUUAUGAAAAAUAAUGAGAUCUGAGACCAUAAUAUUGGUAAUUUUAUAAAUUUAGUAGUAAGAAUAAUCAAGUAUGAAACUUUCAAAUCAAAUUAUAUAUAAUUUGAGGGGGUGCAAAAACUUUUGGGGGCAGUGGCAAAUGCCUCUGGGGGGGGGGGUGCAAAUCAUUUCUGGGGGGUCCAGAAAAUCCAUGCCUGGAGGGCACUGGAUGAGAGUCUAUCAUCUAUGGUCUGUUAUAAUUUGCUUUUUAUGCAAAUAGUGAGCAAAAAAGCAAAACUGUACAAGUUACAUAUAUAGUACUAUAAUAUUGUUUAACACCAUAUGGCCAUGAUAUUUGAAAUUUGUUUAUUAAAGUUGCAUUAAAUUGUUUCUACAAUGAAUGAACUUGAUGAUAUGUUUCAUAAUUAUCCCCCCCCCCCUUCGAUGUAAUGAGCAGCCCCUUCCUGACUAUGGCAAUGACAUACCAGUAGCAGUCCUUAAUUAACAUUGUUUCACAAUAAUCUUCUCAUCAUAUUUUCACUAAAAUGCUAUGAAAUAUUUAACUAUUUUUGAAUGAGUUAAUGGUCAAGUAUUAAAAGACAGAGCUGCCCAGAGCUUUUUGGGGGUCCAGUUGCAAAUUGCCCUAACUGCUCUCUGCCUCCCUCUGGGCGGCCCUGUUAGAAAAUAAAGCAUUGAUAUUCUAUUAAUACUGAAAUUUCUUGCGUACUGUGCAUUCAUUUUUUAAUUGUGGAGAAUAACAGCCAACCUUCCUUGCCUGAUCACACAUAUGGUCAAUCAUGCUUUUCCAUGCCGGCAGUCUGAUUUCUUUCAAGAGCUAUGGUAGUCUGAACUCAUCCUUUUUGGAAACGACUAGCAAACUAUAAAAUUAUUAAACGGCGUGUUUUGACGUUAAAAACAAUCUUACGUUCACAACGGCGGGAAGUAUAUAAUCCUAAACUAGAUUUUACGUUUAAACAGUAUAAAAUACCAUUUACAAGGCUAGAUGUUAACAUAGCACAGUAUUUCUGGCAAUGAAACGCUCGAACUGACCAAGUGACCAUUUCACACGAUCUUUUAUCGAUGGAUAAUUUUGCGAGUUUUCAUCCAAUUCAAUCAUAUAUACGCUCAAAAUCUUCGCGGUAAGUUUCUCUUUACCAUAAAACUUGACCGAAUAAGUUUCGAAACUAUGCGACGGCAAAAACUGCAAAAAACCCUGAUUUUCGUAAUAGAAUCUAUAGUCUUUCUGCCCUCUUGUACCGCCAUCUUGGAUUUAUCAUGUAGGCCCCGCCUGCGCUAGGUAUGCGUCAGCAAUCUAGAUCUCCUAUAUCUAUGUACGAAACGUUCAUGUAAGCAAAUAUAAUGGGGAAUUAGGAAGUUGUCCGCUGCUUUUACCAUAAAUAGCGAAGAUGAUGUCAUACCUUGGAUUUAAUGAUUCAGUCAUUCAAUAGAAAGGAAAUAUUGCCUCCGCUACGUUCUAACCGCACUCAUGCAUGAUAAACUCAUUUUCGUCAAGGGCUUAACUCGAAGAAGGAAUCAGAAUUUCGAGUUAAGCAGUAUAAAACACAGGGGCUUAACUCGAAGUAAGUCAUAUUAAGGCAUUUGAUACUCGAGUUAAGCCCCUGAAUCAUGUAAAUGAGCGACGCAAAUUCGACUCGCCCAGUCUAGUCCUAGGAGAGAGUCCUAGUACUAUUAGAUCAUUCGCGGAAAUAAUCAAAAUAAUUAAAAUAAUUUUGGAAGAUUACAGCAAUUUAGUUUCGAAAGUUGUAUACAACAAGGUCGGUUUUAUAUGUUAUAUACCACUCCGUGUUAGAGUGGCGUUACUGACUUACCAUGUUGACAAGGUUUAGAAAGAGUGCCGCGCUGCGAGUUUCUUUGUUUGAGUUAAGUCCUUGACGAAAGUUGGUGUGGUUUGGGCGUGGCCGGGUAUAACUCGAAGACUGUAGGGCUUAACUUGAAGACGUCACAAAAGGGGAAAGCUUCGCUGCGAGGGGGGGGGGGGGUUAACAGAAAAAAUUACGUUUGUUCUGUUUACUUAGAUAGUUUAUUCCGAUAGUAGAUGAGAGGAGCUUCUGUUGGGAAAACUACCUGUGACAGACUUAGCUGUACCGGCCAGGGAAUUCUUGUGCUCCUUCCGUUUAUACACAGACGGGAGAUAAGCGCAGUCUCCGACCCAAUGCCGAGUAAGAGUUAUAUGUUUGUUUCUGCCUCCGUUUAGAUUUUCUUUGCCUCGAAGACCAGCGCGAGCUCGCAAGUUUAUUACAUGACGCUGA
This is a messenger RNA of Paramuricea clavata, 5962 nucleotides long. The record is from the annotation of a GenBank genome assembly. NCBI's taxonomy places the organism in Eukaryota, Metazoa, Cnidaria, Anthozoa, Malacalcyonacea, Plexauridae.